UGAUGUCGUCAUUUGAGGAAUUGGGUUUGAGCAACUGGCUGCUUCAACAAUGCAAGAGUGUGGGAUUCCUCACUCCUACUGCUAUUCAAGCACACUGUAUAUUACCUAUUCUGCAAGGUCGGGAUUGCUUGGGUUGUGCAAAGACAGGUAGUGGAAAAACUGCGGCGUUUGCAUUGCCCAUUUUACAGAAAAUCUCGAUGGAUCCGUACGGGAUAUUUUGCCUCGUUCUUACCCCGACAAGAGAGCUUGCUUACCAAAUAGCUGACCAGUUUCGUGUUCUUGGGAAGCCUAUCGGUUUGAGAGACAGCGUCAUCGUUGGAGGCAUGGAUAUGAUGAAGCAGAGUUUAGACCUUGCAAAAACACCUCAUAUCGUCAUAGCAACUCCAGGUCGACUUGCUGACCACAUCAGAAGCACUGACACAUUUACAUUGAAGAAGAUUAAAUUUCUCGUUCUUGACGAAGCCGAUCAUUUACUGGAGAAAAGCUUCUCUGAUGAUCUUGCAGUAAUAUUUGAUGCUUUAUCACAGCAGCGACAGACUCUAUUAUUUAGUGCUACUUUAACGGAUGCUCUCCAAGAGCUACAGAGGCUGGCUAAUCGAAAACCAUUCUUUUUUCAAAUGACAUCUAGUGUAGCCACUGUUGAAGAGCUCGAGCAGCGUUAUGUCAUCAUGCCUGCUAAAGUGAAAGAAUGUUAUCUUGUUCAUUUGCUCCAACAUUUGCACAAUGCUGAAAGCAAGAGCAUUAUUAUCUUUACUCCAACAUGUCGGAAUUGUCAAGUUUUGUCUCAAUUGUUGACUCGUUUAGAAUUUCCCUGUGCUGCCCUUCACUCACUGCUUUCACAGCGUGUUCGAUUGGCUUCUCUAGCUAAGUUCAAGUCACAGCAAGUAAAGAUACUUGUUGCAACUGAUGUAGGGUGUAGAGGACUUGAUAUUCCAACCGUUCAGGUUGUUAUUAACUUUAACGUACCAUCAAGUCCUAAAGCUUAUAUUCAUAGAGUUGGCAGAACAGCACGUGCAGGGCGACACGGUUUGGCUGUGACACUCAUAACACAAUACGAUGUUGAUAGAAUUCAUGCCAUCGAAGCUUCUAUAAACACAAAACUCACAGAAUACGAAGUUGACGAAACUGAAGUCCACAAACUCAUUGAUGAGGUCAUGAUCACCAAGAGAGAGAUAGAAAUCAGACUGAAUGAAGCCUCGUUUGGCGAAAGCCGCCGGGCAAACAAGAGGAAGCAGCAGCUCAUACGAGGAACGCUACCUCCUGCCAAGAAAAAAUAACAGACCAACCUACUGCUAUAGAAAGAAUGUCUCGUCUACUGAUGAGAUGCAGAUGAUAAGACUAUUCUCAUUUGUCACACAUAAUAUUUAGAGACAAUGCAUGCUGC
Corticium candelabrum is the source of this 1384-nucleotide messenger RNA. Its product is annotated as probable ATP-dependent RNA helicase DDX49. The record is from RefSeq and is a predicted model, not a curated record. Lineage: Eukaryota; Metazoa; Porifera; Homoscleromorpha; Homosclerophorida; Plakinidae. Bases 3 to 1277 code for a protein of 424 amino acids. Gene Ontology annotation, molecular function: nucleic acid binding; RNA helicase activity; ATP binding. The transcript has 13 exons.